Contarinia nasturtii (swede midge) is the source of this 2233-nucleotide messenger RNA. It is a transcript of the gene ArgRS, whose product is annotated as probable arginine--tRNA ligase, cytoplasmic. Lineage: Eukaryota; Metazoa; Arthropoda; Insecta; Diptera; Cecidomyiidae. The record is from RefSeq and is a predicted model, not a curated record. Gene Ontology annotation, biological process: arginyl-tRNA aminoacylation. The coding region runs from base 122 to 2158 and encodes 678 amino acids. The transcript is spliced from 10 exons. Gene Ontology annotation, cellular component: cytoplasm. Gene Ontology annotation, molecular function: ATP binding; arginine-tRNA ligase activity.
AUUUCUCAUAUAUGUCUGCUGCUAUUUUGAACACGUUUCAUUCCGAUUUUGUGAAAUUAAAAAUCACUUGCUGCCGAUUCAUUUACAUUUUCUGUAGUUUUCGUAACAAUUUCGAUACACAAUGAGCGAUUCUAUCGAAAAAGAAUGGCAAAAUGUCGCCAAAUUGGAACAAGGCAUUCAAACUCUUGAACAAAAUAUCCAAGCACUAUCAAAUGAAAAUAUUGAAUCAGUAGAUGAUGAUGAAUUAAAUGAACUCAUCGUUGAAAAUAAGAAACUCCAGCAUCGAUUGGCUGUUUUGAAUAAGGCCAUUUCAAACGAACGCCAAAAAUCGUUGAAACCAGUUGAUUUGGAUAACAUUGAUUCGCCCAUUUCAGUCGUCCAUCAUUUAACACAAAUUUUCAGUGUGGCAAUUGCCGCUGCUUUUCCUGAGCUACCAAAUCCACCAAAAGCCAUUGUUGUCAUGAGCACUAAUGCAAGAUUCAAUGAUUAUCAAUGCAAUUCAGCUAUGCCAUUGGCUGGCUUAUUGAAACCUAUUUAUGUAGCCAAAGGAAGCAAACCACCUUCACCACGAGAUAUUGCAUUGAAAAUGUUAGAAAAUCUCCCGGUCACACCAAUCAUUGGGCAAAUGAAUGCCAAUGGUCCCGGCUUCAUCAAUAUUUUUCUGAGCAAAACGUAUCCAGAAAAACUACUUUCAUCGAUCUUAUUGAAUGGUAUUAAGCCACCAAAAUAUCCAUUGAAGAAAGUUGUCGUUGAUUUUUCAUCGCCAAAUAUUGCCAAGGAAAUGCAUGUCGGCCACUUACGUUCAACAAUUAUUGGGGAAUCGAUUUGCCGAUUGUUGGAAUUUAUCGGUCAUGAUGUUUUACGCCUGAAUCACGUUGGUGAUUGGGGUACACAGUUUGGCAUGUUGAUCGCACAUCUUGAAGACAAAUUUCCAAACUUCUCUCAAGUUUCGCCACCAAUAUCUGAUCUUCAAGCAUUCUACAAAGAAUCGAAAGCACGUUUUGAUUCAGACGAAGAAUUCAAAAAACGGGCAUACAAUGCAGUGGUAAAACUGCAGAAUGGUGAUGCAAUUACAGUCAAAGCAUGGUCAUUGAUCACCGACGUAUCCCGCAAAUCAAAUCAAAAGUUAUAUGACCGUUUAAAUGUAACAUUGAUCGAACGUGGCGAAUCAUUCUAUCAAUCGCGAAUGGAAAAAAUUGUCAAAGAAUUAGAAGCAUCUGGUUUGAUGGAGGAAGAUGAAGGUCGCAAAAUUAUGUGGGGACUUGUUGAUCAUAAUGAAAACGACAUACCUUUGACUUUAGUUAAAAGCGAUGGUGGUUUUACAUACGAUACCUCAGAUUUGGCAACAAUCAAACAGCGAAUUGAAGAAGAAAAAGCCGAUUGGGUUAUUUAUGUGGUAGAUUCUGGACAAGCUGCACAUUUCAAAACAUUUUUCCAAUGCGCAGAGCGAUUGGGAAUUACUAAUCCCGGUUUACAUCGCAUUGAUCAUGUCGGUUUUGGCGUCGUUCUCGGCGAAGAUGGAAAAAAAUUCAAAACGCGCUCAGGUGAUACCGUUCGAUUGUCUGAUUUGCUCGACGAAGGUUUAUCUCGUGCAAUGGAUAAGCUGAAAGAGAAAGAACGUGAAAAAGUCAUGACACCAGAAGAAUUAAAACAAGCCCAAGAAUCCAUUGCUUAUGGAUGUAUUAAAUAUGCUGACUUAUCUCAUAAUCGCAUCAACGAAUAUCUAUUCUCAUUCGAUCGUAUGCUUGAAGACAAAGGCAAUACAGCUGUCUAUUUGUUGUAUGCAUUUGCUCGUAUUAAGUCAAUUGCACGAAACUGUGGCUGUGAUUAUGCAAACAAUAUCAAGGAAGUAGCCCGAAAAAAUCGAAUCAAACUUGAGCACGAAAAAGAGUUAAAAUUGGGAAAUAUUUUAAUUAAGUAUCCUGAUAUCAUUGAUCGGUUAUUAAAAGACCUUUCUUUGCACUAUUUGUGCGAAUAUGUUUAUGAAAUCUGUACCACUUUCAGCGAAUUCUACGAUUCAUGUUACUGUAUUCAAAAGAACAAAGCUGGCGAAAUCGUGCAAAUCAAUGCCAGUCGUGUUCUUUUGGCUGAAUGCACAGCUCAAUUGCUUGAAAAAUUCUUCUGGAUUUUGGGCUUGGAACCAGUUCCAAAAAUCUAAACACAUUACAUUUUUUAUUUAAAAAAAAACUAUAUGUAUUUAAUAAUAGAAUAAACACAUUUUUGAAAUGAAUUA